CUGACGGUCACUAGCUCGCGGGCGCCUUUGUCUCUUCCUCUCUUCCUCCGACGAUCGCUCAGGGACCUCAAGCAUGACGAGCAAUGGUUUAGCGAACGCGCAAGGCUCAGGACACGUCCUUCCGAGCGGGAGAAGGCGCCCCAUGUGCUCAAAGUGCGGCACGCCCAUGCUCGGUCACAAGAACGGACGCAAGGUCGAGGAGGGUAUCCUCAUCUGCCCCCCAGGGGACGACGUGAAGGAGGAAGACGUGAAGCCAGUCAUCCCGUCCGAUGUGCCACUCGACCUCAAGACCUCCUACCCUGGUCACCUCCAAGCAAGGACGUACCACAGCGCACCCCCUUCACCCGAUAGAGCAGCGGAGGCAUCCUCUCGAGGCCGCAGAUCCAGCGCGCUCGAGCUCAAGGAUCACCGCGGCUUUCUCCGCACGCGCCUCACCCUGCCUCAGGACUAUGUUCUCGACCUCCAGAAGCGACCCUGGGAGAUGGGGUCCCCCGCGCAGCGGACCAUCGCCGAGAACGACAAGCUCAUCAGCGUACUGGACGACGUCGCGCGGCACGGUGGCGUGUACAUCAUGCCGUACAAUCUCCAGACCGUGCAGAUCACCUCCGUGCGCGACCUCGCGGCAAAGAUGGGGCUGUUCACGCGGCUGGAGGCGGUACCGCCCGCGUACGUUGAGGAUGGGAAGAGCAUGUUCGUGAUCGUUGGGGACAGGAAGGAGCAGGUGUUCGCCAAGGACGUGGUGGAUCGGCAUCUCCGGCUAUGGGACAAGAAUGAGAUGCCGGGCAGCAUCUCGAAGCAUCGCAUGUUAGAGGAGAAGCAGGUGGCUCGGCCUCGUCAUGCUCGACCGGCGUUGGUGGUGGAUAGGUUCUUCAACGUCCUUCUUUUCUUGUUUCUCGUGUUCCUCUUUGGUGCGGUGUUUGAGUUCUACCUCCUUGCUUCUGCUUGACCUCCUAAUCCUCGAUACGAUCUUGUCCAACUAUCACUCCUUUCUCGAUUCAUGUCAUGGACAUGCGUUGCUUCUUUCUCUCAUUAUAACCCCACCGCCUUCCUCACUACGUUUUUGUCGCAGUGCUCUGCCUAUGCAUGUUUCGUUUACUGCUUUUAUGGUCUAUGUAUCCUGCUGCCGUCUAGUUCUUCCGAGUUUUAUGCAUGCCAUUCCCUUCUAUGCAAUGUGCCUUUCGACUUUCA
Schizophyllum commune H4-8 is the source of this 1188-nucleotide messenger RNA. RefSeq lists its product as uncharacterized. The coding region runs from base 74 to 946 and encodes 290 amino acids. The record is from RefSeq and is a predicted model, not a curated record. NCBI's taxonomy places the organism in Eukaryota, Fungi, Basidiomycota, Agaricomycetes, Agaricales, Schizophyllaceae. The transcript has 2 exons.